Messenger RNA from Panicum hallii, 2676 nucleotides. RefSeq lists its product as uncharacterized. The record is from RefSeq and is a predicted model, not a curated record. The coding region runs from base 1 to 2508 and encodes 835 amino acids. The transcript has a single exon. NCBI's taxonomy places the organism in Eukaryota, Viridiplantae, Streptophyta, Magnoliopsida, Poales, Poaceae.
AUGGACGUCUCCGACCGGUCGGUGCGGCUGACCAUCGAGGCGCAGCCGAGCGACCCGGCGGGGGCGCGGGGGUUCCUGGCGGGGACGCCGUUCGAGCCGCAGCUCUCGGGCUCGCCGUCGCGCCCAAGCGUGGCGGCGGCAGACGGCGGCGAGGGCGACGACACCAACAACGAGGCGUCGUGCGGCGCGCGGGGGCGGAUGGACGACGGCGCGGUGGCGGCGGCGGGGCCCGAGCGGCGGCUCACGCUGCUGGCGCUGCGGCUCGCCGUGCUGGAGAAGGCGGCGAGCGGGCUGGGCGCGCUGGGGUUCAUCUGGGCCACCGUGGUGCUCCUCGGCGGGUUCGCCAUCACGCUGGAGCGGGUGGACUUCUGGUCCGUCACGGCGAUCCUCCUCGUCGAGGGCGCGCGCAUCUUCAGCCGCAGCCACGAGCUCGAGUGGCAGCAUCAGGCCACGUGGUCGCUCGCCGCCGCGGGUAGGUCCAGCGCCCGCCUCGUCGCGCGAUCCUUCCGCCUCGUCUUCCGCACCGGCGGCUGCGGGACGGGGAAGGCGGUGGCCGCCGGAGGAGGAGGAGCCGCGGCGUCGUGCGGCCGCGGCCGGCGGCGGGGCGGGUGGACGUGCACGACAUGGGGGCCGUGGAGCUGGAGCUGGAGCUGGAGCUUCCUGUCGGGCCACGUCGGGCGGCUGUUCUACUGGCUGCAGCUGGCGUCGGCGACGGCGUGCGUGGCGCUCUCCGGCGUGCGGCUCGCCAGGCAGGACUUCGGGGAGGCCGUCGACGCGCGGACGAACCGGCGGUCUGCGCUCGACAUCUUCUACGGGCUGGCGCUCGCCGAGGCGCUGCUGUUCCUGGCGGAGAAGGCGGCGUGGGAGUGGGAGAUUAGCCACGGCCGCCUGCUGGAGCGCGUCGCCGCCGAGUGCCGCCUCUCCGGCGCGCCGGGGCUCGUCGCCAUCCGCCGCUUCUUCUACGACGCCUACUCGCGGUGCAUCGAGGGGAGCAUCUUCGACGGGCUCCGCAUGGACCUCGUGUCCUUCGCCGAGGAGCUCAUCGUCGGCGGCUCCCGCGACGAGCAGCGCAUCGGCGUGGGCAUCCUCGUCAACGUGGCGGCGAGCCCGCGGCUCGGGGACGACGCGCUGCGCCGGGUCGGCACGUCGCCCGCCGUCGUGGAGCGCCUCGUGGAGAUGCUCAGCUGGAAGGGCGCCGCCGAGCGCGGCGCGCGGGCGUCCGCGGCGCUCGUCGUGUCCAAGCUCGCCAGCAAGAAGCGCAACGCGCUCCGCGUCGCGGGGGUCCCCGGCGCCAUCGAGUCCGUGUCGUCGCUGCUCUACGCCGCCGACGAGGAGUGCAACCUCCUCGGCCUCCUCAUCAUCAAGAAGCUCGCGCGGGACCACGACAACUGCAGCAAGAUCGGCAGCGCCCGCGGCCUGCUCGACAAGAUCAUCGACUUCUCCGCCAUCGGCGGCGGCGCGUCGCCGUCGUCGUCCCCGGCCACCGGACCCGCCUCCACUCUCGUCACCGCCUCGCGCGCCAAGGCCGUGCAGCGCUCGCUGCAGGUGAUCAAGAUGCUCGCCGAGACGACGGGCAGCACGGGUAAGCAGCUCCGGCGGGAGGUGGCCGAGAUCGUGUUCACGGUGAGCAACAUACGCGCCGUCCUCCAGCAUGCGCCCGCCGGCCACGCCGGGCUGCGGCGGCUCGGUGCCGAGGUGCUGACGCGCCUCGCCAUGGACGCGGAUGCGCGCGAGCAGAUCGGCAGCACCGGCGGCGUGGUGGCCAUCCUCCUCGACAUGUUCCUCCGGCUCGGGGCCGCCGACGCUGCGCGCGCCGAGGCCGGCGAGGCGCUCGCCAUGCUGGCCCUCGAGAGCCCGCGCAACUGCGAGCGCAUCCUCAGAGCCGGCGGCGGCGCCAGCACCGUCGACCGCCUCGUGGACGCGCUCGAGGACGCCGCCAUCGGCGUGGGCGCGGGCAGGGUCCUGACCAACCUCUGCGCGUACGCCGGCGGCAGCGGCGAGCUGUUCCCGCAGCUCCGCCGCGCGACGCGCGGCGCGGCCGCGGCGCUCCGGGGCGUCGCGGCGUCCGACGAGCCGAAGCCGCUGGAGGUGUCGCUGGGCCUCGCGGCGCAGCUGGUGCGGCUGAUGGGCCCGCGCGAGCUGGCCCGCCACCUGGCCGCGGCGGGCGUCACCGAGGCGGGCCUGGCGAGCCGGCUGGCCGUCGUGCUGGCGGCGCACGCCUGCCCCUCGAUCAGGGCGCCGCGGGUCCGGCGGUUCGCGGUGGAGCUCGUGAUCGCGCUGCUGCGGGCGGCGGCGCCGGCGAUGGCGGGGCCGAUGGCCGCGGCGGGAAUGGGCGCGGAGCUGCGGCGCAUGGCGGAGACGACGUCGGAGCUGGAGUGCUUCCACGUGUUCUCCGGCAGCGCCGGGCUGAGCCGGCACGCCGUCGGGCUCGCCGCGCUCGUCGACGCGGCGUUGGAGCUCAUAGGCGCCGCCGCCGACGCCGAAGCCGAGCCUGCUGCGCACGUGUGAGUGUGACUGAGCUAGCGCGCGUCGCCGUUGCGUGCAGGCGAGAGAAGCUCAAGCUGAGGAAGUUGCUGGAUGUGUACAGGAUUCUUUGGCAAAAAUCACAGGAUUGUUACUGACGGAUUCGUUAUUUGAUCCUAUGGAGUUUGGAUGUAAUUAUUACGUGACCAACGA